GAGCGAGAGCACGGUUGAGACCCAGGGCCGCCGCCUCUGGUGUCCAGGACAGAGCCACCAUGGGGACGACUGCCCCAGGACCCCUGCACCUGCUGGACCUUUGCGACCAGAAGCUCAUGGACUUCGUGUGCAACAUGGACAACAAGGAUCUCGUGUGGCUCAGGGAGAUCCAGGAGGAGGCGGAGCGCAUGUUCACCAGAGAAUUCAGCAAAGAGCCCGAGCUGAUGCCCAAGACUCCUUCUCAGAAGAAUCGCCGGAGGAAGAGACGGGGUUCCUCUGUUCAGGAUGAAAACAGAGACCCUAUUCGGAAGAGGUCAUCCCGCAGAAAGAUCCGGAGUGGCCGGCGGAGCUCCCAGCCCCUGCAUGACAAGGACAGGGUGGAGAAACUGGCCAAGGUGUUGGGGGAACAGGGCUCUCCUGUGCUGCGGAGGGUGACCCGUGCCACAGCUGCCGCCGCAGCCUCCAGGCCACCAGCCGCUCCGGAGCCCGCCGUGGCGCCCCCCAGGGACCAGCGCAGGAAGCUGGUGGUGGAGAUUAGCUUUGAGGAGCACCACAGUGCCGAGCAGCAGCUCACGCAGAUGAAGCUCACUGCCACCUCGGCUGCAUCGCAGGCCUCAGCCCCCGCCGCAGCUGCAGCUGCGCAGGAUGCCCCGACUUUGGUUGAGGACUCAACACCCAAGAAACCAAAGGCUGGGCGGCCAGAGUCUGUCGUGGCGAGUGCCCUGGUGACCACCCCGAAGGGGCCCAGGAGUCCAGGUGCUGGCCCAGCACGAUCCGCCUGCAAGCUCAAGAUUGCGCAUGCCUCCUUGAGGCCCCAGGACUCGCCCAGCUCCCUGGACUCUCCAUGGCGUGAGCGGGUGCUGGUUCCCAUCCAGCCAGAAAACUUUACUCCCGAAGGCUGCCGGCCCGUGCGGCGCAGCCUCACCGCCCCAGGUCCCCAUGACACGCAGACCCUGGAGUACCCCCAGGUGGCUAAGCAGGAAGGUGCCAGCCUCAGCUCAAGCAGGAGGGUCACCAAGGACGCGGCUGCAGAGCCCGCUGCUUCCAGCCGCAUCAUCUGUCACAGUUACCUGGAGAGGCUCCUGCAUGUCGAGGUGCCCCAGAAGGUUGGCCCCAAGCAGGAGGAGCCCAGCAGGGAGGCUGCACCUGCAGCGGCAGCAGCUAAGCCCCAGGUGCCUGGGAGCGGUGGGGACACCUUGCUGCCCCACAGUGCCACCGAGACCACCGUGCACACACCUGACUCACAGCCCGGCCCCAGUGACCCUGAGAUGCCCCCCGAAGGGCAGCAAGGGGCUGCAGCUGACGAAGUCGAUGGAUACCGAGAGCCACCGCAGAGCGUCAGGAGGAAGCGCAGCUACAAGCGGGCGAUGAGCGAGCCAGACGAGGAGCCUUCCCUGGUGGAUGAGGAGCUGCAGCCCCCAAAGAACAAGACGCCCUCCCCUCCCUGCCCAGCUAACAAGGUGGUGCGGCCGCUGCGGACCUUUCUGCACACAGUGCAGAGGAACCAGCUGCUCAUGACACCCACCUCAGCACCCCGCAGCACUGUCAUGAAGUCCUUCAUCAAGCGCAACACCCCACUGCGCGUGGACCCCAAGUACAGCUUUGUCGAGAAGGAGAGACAGCGCCUGGAGAACCUGCGGCGGAAGGAGGAGGCUGAGCAGCUGCGCAAGCAGAAGGUGGAGGAGGAGAAGCGGCGGCGGCGGGAGGAAGAGAAGAUGAAGCGGGAGGAGCGCCACCGCAAGGUGCUGCAGGCGCGGGAGCGGGUGGAGCAGCUGAAGGAGGAGAAGAAGAGGCAGAUGGAGCAGAAGCUCGCGCAGCUCGAGGAGAAGACAGAGAAGGCCAAGGAAGAGCGGCAGGCAGAGGAGAAGGCCAAGAAGAAGGCAAUGGCCAAGAAGAUGGAGGAGGCCGAGGCGCGCAGGAGGCAGGAGGAGGAGGCGCGGAGGCUCCGGUGGCUGCAGCAGGAGGAGGAGCGGCGCCACCAGGAGCUACUGCAGAAGAGGAAGGAGGAGGAGCAGGAGCGGCUGCGCAAGGCGGCCGAGGCUCGGCGCCUGGCAGAGGAGCAGGAGCGGGAGCGGCGGCGGGAGCAGGAGCGGCUUCAGGCAGAGAGGGAGCUACAGGAGCGGGAGAAGGCCUUGCGGCUGCAGCGAGAACUAGAGGAGAAGAAGAAGGAGGAGGAGCAGCGCCUGGCCGAGCAGCGGCUGCAGGAACAGCAGGAGAAGAAAGCCAGGGAGACGGCAGGGGCCAGCAAGGCCCUGAAUGUGACUGUGGAUGUGCAGUCCCCGGCCUGCACCUCCUAUCAAAUGACUCCGCAGGGGCCUAAGCGUCCCCCAAAGAUCAACCUGGACGGAUACUGUAACUACGGGAUGGACCUGAACAGUGACGACUCCACGGACGACGAGGCCCAGCCCCGCAAGCCCGUCCCGGCCUGGGCCAGGGGCACGCAACUCAGCCAGGCCAUCGUCCACCAGUACUACCACCCCCCCAACCUGGCCGAGCUCUUUGGGGUCAUCCUCCCACUGGACUUGGAGGACAUCUUCAAGAAGAGCAAGCCUCGUUACCACAAGCGGACCAGUUCGGCUGUCUGGAAUUCGCCACUGCAGGGUUCCCGGGUCCCCAGCAGCCUGGCCUACAGCCUGAAGAAGCGCUGA
Messenger RNA from Octodon degus (degu), 2648 nucleotides. It is a transcript of the gene Incenp, whose product is annotated as inner centromere protein. Gene Ontology annotation, cellular component: chromosome passenger complex; kinetochore; meiotic spindle midzone. The record is from RefSeq and is a predicted model, not a curated record. Lineage: Eukaryota; Metazoa; Chordata; Mammalia; Rodentia; Octodontidae. Gene Ontology annotation, molecular function: protein serine/threonine kinase activator activity. Gene Ontology annotation, biological process: meiotic spindle midzone assembly; metaphase chromosome alignment; mitotic cytokinesis.